AUGAGAUUCACUGCCUUGGCAUUGCCAAUUGUUUUCGGCGCUGCUUUGGCGGGUCCCUGCCGACCAUCCACCGUCGAGAGCAGUUUGACGACCAGCUCCGAAACCACUGCACUUGUUGACGUGACUACAACUUCCGCAGUCACUCUAUCAACUGCGCAGUCUACCGACGAUACAACGACCACAACUGAGACCAUACCGGCAUCAACGACGACAUCUAUGGCCGAGUCUACCACAGAAUCAACCGCCGCUGCCACAUCCACAACUGCACCUUCUGGCCUGUGCCAGGCACCAGCCAGUCUGCAAUGCUGCCAGACUGUUGGAACCCAACGUAAUGGGGUAAUCAGCCUAAUCUUGAGCUUGCUUGGUAUUGUUGUUCGGGAUUCGAACAUUCUCAUUGGGGCAACAUGCUCAUCUAUUACAAAUGCUGGGAGCUGUCCCGCCACCCCACUAUGCUGCAAUGACAAUAGCCAUGGUGGCCUGCUUGCUAUUGGCUGCACGCAACUUUAG
Molecule: messenger RNA, 507 nt
Organism: Fusarium vanettenii 77-13-4
Lineage: Eukaryota; Fungi; Ascomycota; Sordariomycetes; Hypocreales; Nectriaceae
Exons: 3
Coding region: 1-507 (168 amino acids)
Cellular component (GO): fungal-type cell wall
Molecular function (GO): structural constituent of cell wall
Source: RefSeq, a predicted model, not a curated record